Messenger RNA from Trichechus manatus latirostris (Florida manatee), 3283 nucleotides. It is a transcript of the gene ACTR3, whose product is annotated as actin related protein 3. Lineage: Eukaryota; Metazoa; Chordata; Mammalia; Sirenia; Trichechidae. The transcript is spliced from 12 exons. The coding region runs from base 1043 to 2146 and encodes 367 amino acids. Gene Ontology annotation, biological process: Arp2/3 complex-mediated actin nucleation. Gene Ontology annotation, molecular function: actin filament binding. Gene Ontology annotation, cellular component: actin cortical patch; Arp2/3 protein complex. The record is from RefSeq and is a predicted model, not a curated record.
AUUUUAAGUUAGAGAGAAAGACUGUCCCACUGGAAGGUUAUAAAGGAAUUAUCUCAGAUUUUCUUUUAAAAGUCAUGGUUUGAUUUUUUUUCUCUUUUAAUCUUGAUACAUUUAGAUUUAUCCUGCUGGAAGGUGUGCGAUUUAUACCCAAUUUCAUUUUUUUUCCAGGUUCCAAGUUUUGAUUAAAACUGAAAAGAAAUAAGGUUCACAAGAAAGAAACAUUAAGUAUCUUUAAUUAGGCAAUACAUUGACAAAUAUCUCAAAUUUGGAUAGUGUACGUUAACAGUUCUUCUCUGCUGUAGCCUAAAUAUGUUAUUUUCUUGGAGAAAUGAUCAUACGAAGCAAUGGUGCUAAGUAAUCUAACCACUUUUAUAUAAAACACCUGUUUUAUGCAGAAAAAUAUUUAACUGACGUGUUUGCAAGUAUUGUCUCAGUUCCAGGUUGAACUCUUGAAGAUAGUUACAAGGCUGGAUGAUUAAUAGCUAAAGCCAAAAAUACUUUUGUGGUGGAAGAAUCACUUGUUUUUACCAAUCUGCAUUUUUUUUGAGCCCCAUCAAGCAAAAUAAAUAGAGAAGGGGCCACUUUUGGAUGUUAUUAUUAAUGAAUAUCAAAUGACAUCAAGAUAACAUUAAUCCAGAAGGUUAUUAAAAUAUGAAGUUUUUUUUAUUGUGGGUUGAAUCUGUGGAUGUUAGUAACUGAGCUCAGUUAAUAGCACUAAAUAGAAUCCAUAAAGAAAAAUGCUUACAAGAACAUUAAUUGCAAAGAUGUACCAAGGCCUGGCGAUCUGCUACCAGAAGGUCACAGCAUUCAAAACCCUAUGGAGCAGUUCUCCUCUGCACACGUGGGGUCGCACUGAGUCAGAGUCAGCUCAACGACAGCUAACAACAAUCAUCACCAACAACACAAACUACCGGAAUUGAAAAAUUCAAAAUGGUAUACAAAACUAGGAUAUGCUGGAAAUACAGAACCACAGUUCAUCAUCCCUUCCUGUAUUGCUAUUAAGGAGUCAGCAAAAGUGGGUGACCAAGCUCAAAGGAGGGUGAUGAAAGGUGUUGAUGACCUAGACUUCUUUAUUGGUGAUGAAGCAAUAGAAAAACCUACAUAUGCUACAAAGUGGCCAAUCCGCCAUGGUAUAGUUGAAGAUUGGGACUUGAUGGAAAGGUUUAUGGAGCAAGUGAUCUUUAAAUACUUGAGGGCAGAACCUGAAGACCAUUAUUUUCUUUUGACUGAACCUCCACUGAAUACUCCAGAAAACAGGGAAUAUACUGCUGAAAUAAUGUUCGAGUCAUUCAAUGUUCCAGGCUUGUACAUUGCUGUGCAGGCUGUUCUUGCCUUAGCUGCAUCCUGGACGUCUAGACAAGUAGGAGAACGGACAUUGACUGGUACGGUAAUAGACAGUGGAGAUGGUGUCACUCAUGUCAUUCCUGUGGCAGAAGGAUAUGUGAUUGGCAGCUGUAUUAAGCACAUUCCAAUUGCAGGACGAGAUAUAACAUAUUUUAUUCAGCAGCUGCUGAGAGAUCGAGAAGUAGGAAUCCCUCCAGAACAAUCCCUGGAAACUGCUAAGGCAGUGAAGGAGCGCUAUAGUUAUGUCUGCCCAGAUUUAGUAAAAGAAUUUAACAAGUAUGACACAGAUGGAUCAAAGUGGAUUAAACAGUAUACUGGAAUCAAUGCUAUCUCAAAGAAAGAAUUUUCCAUUGAUGUUGGUUAUGAGAGAUUCUUGGGACCUGAAAUCUUUUUUCAUCCAGAGUUUGCUAAUCCAGACUUCACACAGCCUAUCUCAGAAGUUGUAGAUGAAGUAAUUCAGAAUUGUCCUAUUGAUGUUAGACGUCCUCUCUACAAGAAUAUUGUCCUCUCUGGAGGCUCAACCAUGUUCAGGGAUUUUGGACGUCGCUUGCAAAGAGAUUUGAAAAGAACUGUAGAUGCCAGGCUGAAAUUAAGUGAAGAAUUGAGUGGCGGUAGAUUGAAGCCAAAGCCUAUUGAUGUACAGGUCAUUACACACCACAUGCAGCGAUAUGCAGUUUGGUUUGGAGGAUCAAUGCUGGCUUCCACGCCCGAGUUCUACCAAGUAUGCCACACCAAAAAGGAUUAUGAAGAAAUUGGACCUAGCAUUUGUCGUCACAAUCCAGUGUUUGGAGUCAUGUCGUAAAAUUGACUUCAUAGUUAUUGGGGUUAGGGAGGUGAGAAGAGAGAAUCUUUCUGAUUGCCUGUUUUGUCUGGAUGACUGGUUUUGAGGUUUUAAACCUGACUUGAAAUAAUAAGACCAAACAUAAUUAUACAGGAAUAUUUUAAUAAGUGUAUCAUCAUGCGAAUGUAGAGGAAAGCCAAAAUGAUUAAGUGUUUUUCUUUAGAUUGAAUAUUUGAAUCUUAUGUGUCACAAAAACAAGUGGGUUUUAGUUCUUUGUGUGCCCUGAUAUUUUGUAUAUUAUUGAAUUAUCCAAGAUUUGAUGGGAUUUAUCAGUAUGUAGAUAGCUCUAUAAUGCUUGAAUUGUACACUUCUUAGUGUACAAUGCAAGAGCUUGUUUAUAUUUCAUACUUUUUAUACUUUGAGGAAAAAAAGUCAAAGAAAAACUGUAGUAUUUGAGGGAAAAAAAAGUGACCAAGUAGAGGAUAAAUUAAAAAAAAUAACCUCAUGAGACUUGGCAUACACAGUCAUGGGAUUCCAGUUAUUACAAUUGCUUCCAUCCCCCUCCACCAUCCACCCCAGUGGUUUUCUUUGCAAGUGCUUUUGGAACUAAGAAGCUAGUAUCUUGUAUUAACUGAUGCCUGCUAGUGCUUUCUGAUUACUCACAUUCUGUUUCUUGCUUUGGAAGAAAAGUAAAGACAAGACUGUUGUUGGACCAGUAUUGCAGUUCCGUGGUGUCAUUUCUUAUUAAAAAAAACAAUAAUUUGAUUAUCAAAAUUGGUGUAUUUAAAGCCUAACACCAUUCUAAUAAAGGCACAAAUUUCUUUUUAAUACUUGUUUCAAGCUCUUUAAUCUCUUUAUAAGUUAACUAAUAAAUAUUUUCUUCAACCCUCUGCAGUAGUUCUUUAAAAUCACAACAGUUGGUUAGCAAGCUGACUUUUUAAUGUGCUCUAUACAAAUAAUUGUGAGUUUUAAUAUGUUGAGUGCUUUCAUUUUGAUAACUGGAUCUCCAUUUGAUAUUUUUGUUUGUAUAACUCAUUUGCAGUUUGAAAAUUUUUUUAGUGCCAGUCCCUGACAUAUCAUGGAAAGUUAAUUUUCUUUGCAUUUUAAAAUAUCUGGAUCAUGAAGAAAAAGUGAUGAAAAUAAAUUAAAACUGAAUUA